Molecule: messenger RNA, 841 nt
Organism: Perca flavescens (yellow perch)
Lineage: Eukaryota; Metazoa; Chordata; Actinopteri; Perciformes; Percidae
Product: interferon-induced protein with tetratricopeptide repeats 1-like
Exons: 3
Coding region: 116-841 (241 amino acids)
Biological process (GO): defense response to virus
Cellular component (GO): cytosol
Molecular function (GO): protein binding
Source: RefSeq, a predicted model, not a curated record
UAAGACACAACUGAAGAGUUGAUGUGAUAUGCAAAUGCCACACCUCGGACUUUUCUCUUCGAUCAGCAUCAGGCGCAAAUCUGACUCAUAUUUAGGUCGAGGAGGAAACAGCUGAAUGAUGAGUGCUGCUCAGAGUCAAACAACACUGGAGUCCAAACUGGAGGCCCUGCAGUGCCACUUCACCUGGGAUCUGGACCCCAGCAAGGCCAUACUUUUACGUCGAAAGGAAAAGUUCGAAGACAUCGGCACCGAGGAGGGGAACAGCUGGCUGGGUCACAUUUACAACCUGCGGGGGUUCGUUCAGUACAAGCUGGGGUUCACCGAAGACGCCCAGAGUUUCUUCAACAAGGCUGCAGAGGCCUUCAGCAAGAUAAGAAACGCAGAUGAGGGUCCCUGGUUGGUGGUGAACUACGGGAACCUGGCGUGGCUGCACCACCACCUGGGAGACCAAGCAGAGAGUCAGGCUUACCUGUCAAAGGUCGACACCCUGAUGAAUAAAUACCCAUCUCCAUCCCAGGAUGAGCUCCAUCCAGAGAUCUACGCUGAGAAAGCCUGGACCCUGAUGAAGUUCAGCAAAGAACAAAAGAAAGAGGCUGCAGAUUACUUCCAGAGAGCCAUCAGGAUGCAGCCGGACAUGGUGGAGUGGAACAGCAGCUAUGUCUUAGGGUUAGUGGGCUCUUUCAGGCAAAACAAUAAGGUGGAGGCUGACCUCUUGGAGAAAAUGAGAAUCGCCAAGGAACAGGAUCCAGAGAACUUGUACCUCGCUGCCCUCUACCUUAAUCAAUGUGCUCAGAAAGGAGAAAGUAUUGAAGAUGAAGCACAUGAAGGCAAAUUUGCAUAG